Messenger RNA from Hippopotamus amphibius kiboko, 963 nucleotides. Its product is annotated as olfactory receptor 7A10-like. The transcript has 2 exons. Gene Ontology annotation, molecular function: olfactory receptor activity; G protein-coupled receptor activity. The record is from RefSeq and is a predicted model, not a curated record. Gene Ontology annotation, biological process: G protein-coupled receptor signaling pathway. NCBI's taxonomy places the organism in Eukaryota, Metazoa, Chordata, Mammalia, Artiodactyla, Hippopotamidae. The coding region runs from base 25 to 963 and encodes 312 amino acids. Gene Ontology annotation, cellular component: membrane.
UUCAGUGCCCGGAUUCUAGACUACAUGGAUGCAGGAAACCAAACAGGUGUCUCAGAACUCCUCCUCUUGGGACUGUCAGAGGAUCCAGAACUGCAGCCCCUCCUCUUCAGGAUGUUCCUGUCCAUGUACCUGGUCACCGUGCUUGGGAACCUUCUAAUCAUCCUGGCUGUUACCUCUGAUGCCCACCUCCACACCCCCAUGUACUUCUUCCUCUUCCACCUGUCUUUUUCUGAUAUUUGUUUCAAUUCCACUGUAGUUCCAAAAAUGCUGGUGAACAUACAGACACAAAGCAAAAUCAUCAGCUAUGAAGGCUGCAUCACCCAGAUGUGUUUUUUCUUGGUUUUUGUGUAUUUGGACCACUUCCUCCUCACUGUGAUGGCCUAUGACCGGUUUGUGGCCAUCUGCCACCCUCUGCACUACACAGUCAUCAUGAACCCUCACCUCUGUGCCCUGCUGGCUCUAAUCUCUUGGGUCCUCAGUGUCCUAGUCUCCCUCCUGCACAGUCUGAUGAUAUUGCAUCUCUCGUUCUGCACACACACAAAAAUUCCUCACUUCUUCUGCGAAUUUGCUCAGGUGCUCAAGUCUGCCUGUUCUGAUACUCUGAGCAAUUACAUUGUGCUGUAUUCUGUGACUGGCCUGCUGGGUGUUAUUCCACUGACUGGGAUCUUUUUCUCUUAUGCUAAGAUUAUUUCUGCCAUACUCAAAAUGUCCUCAGCUGAGGGGAAGUACAAAGCUUUUUCCACCUGUGGGUCUCACCUAACAGUCAUUUCCUUAUUCUAUGGGACAGGGUUAGGAGUGUAUCUCAGUUCUGCCUUCUCCCCUUCCUCCUCAAAGGGGGCAGUUGCCUCAGUGAUGUGCACCGUGGUCAUCCCCAUGCUGAACCCCUUCAUCUACAGCUUGAGGAACAGGGACAUGAAAGGGGCCCUGAGGAGACUUGUAAGCAGGUCUUUUUUCUCCCUGUAA